AUGAUGCACCAAACUAAAUUUUCAAUCAUAUUUCAGAUUGUAUUCGCUUGCCUGUUCGCUAUUGUGUUGGCCAAUGAAGAAGCUAAUGUUUUGAAAAACGAAUGGGAAGUCAACCCAGAGAACUUCUACUACACCCUCGAGCUGGAUAACCAUAUCAGAGCAGAGCAAAAGGGUAAUCUCGAGGGUAAGGACACAUGGGUUGUAACUGGUGAAUAUGAGCAUCUAACUCCUGAAGGCAAAACCGUUAAGGUGACCUACAAAGCCGACGAGACCGGCUACCAUCCACAUGUUGACACCGUAUUGUAAAAAGCUCUGUUAGUUUAAAACGGAAAAGAA
Molecule: messenger RNA, 336 nt
Organism: Ceratitis capitata (Mediterranean fruit fly)
Lineage: Eukaryota; Metazoa; Arthropoda; Insecta; Diptera; Tephritidae
Gene: Lcp9
Product: larval cuticle protein 9
Exons: 1
Coding region: 1-306 (101 amino acids)
Source: RefSeq, a predicted model, not a curated record